Messenger RNA from Bicyclus anynana (squinting bush brown), 2607 nucleotides. RefSeq names its product carboxylic ester hydrolase. NCBI's taxonomy places the organism in Eukaryota, Metazoa, Arthropoda, Insecta, Lepidoptera, Nymphalidae. The transcript is spliced from 11 exons. Bases 529 to 2421 code for a protein of 630 amino acids. Gene Ontology annotation, molecular function: hydrolase activity. The record is from RefSeq and is a predicted model, not a curated record.
CUGUCCGCGGCCUGCAGUAAAGAAAACGCGCCAGUAAAGAGCUUGCAACAAGGCGCGCGGGCUUGUCGCACAAAAUAAUACAAAUAUAAACAACCUCGAUAAAACGUGCUAUUCAACAGUUCUUUGUAAACACAAAACCAAAAAACAGAUUGUCAUACAUUACAUUGGUGGUGAAUUCACAAAGUAAGGUCCAAGUGCGUGCUUUAUUUACACACUAAUCGAAUUAUGUAACGUGUUGUCAACCUAAAUUCUUCCGAUUUUUUUACUUUCUUCGAUCGAGACGACGACCACGACAUAGUUAGGUAGAUACGAGUAGAUAGGUAUACAAUGUGUAAUACUCUGUGCCAAAAUAUUUAUUUAAGAUCCUAAAUCAAUCACGAACCAUUGAAGAUAUUAGAAACUCCAAUUUUUAAGUAUAUACCGAUUAAAAGAAAAAAAAAAUACAAAAAUUACCAUGAUACGGUUAAUACCGUAAUCAUCAAAAGUGAUAAUUGUGUAAAAAACUGACUGUGAAAAAAAAACAGAGACAUGCGUGCUCGGUGGGUGUGUGUGGUACUUGUGUUCACGGUCUUGCUGCCAUGCGAAGCGUUGCCGCCUGCUGCUCUCGGCGACGUCGUUGCCAAUGCAGCUAGCAGUCUUAACUCUAUGAAGGUGACAGGAGCAUGGCGGAGAUUAUCAAGUACAGUGAGCGAGUCUGUGGGACUGAAGCAUGCCCUGCGCCGUCUACAGACAGUCCCGGCCAGAGCUGCCCGACUCGUGCAUGCUCUAGUGGAUCGGAUGCGGGUCGGCGGCGGCCCGGUCGUGGACACUAGCUUUGGCUCACUACGCGGACGAAGAGUGGUCGCGAGGACUAGCGCGCAAACGCCGUAUUACAGUUUUAAAGGAAUAAGAUAUGCCCAGCCUCCCCGCGGUUCGCUGCGGUUCAGGCCGCCGCUGGCGCUGGAGCCGUGGUCGGGGGUCCGCGACGCGCUGGAGGAGGGGGCCGUGUGUCCGCAUCGCUUCAUGCUCUUCGAUACUUACAAAGGGGAUGAGGACUGCCUUUUCCUAAACGUCUACACGCCAGCAUUGCCUGAUAAGUUGACAGGAUACAACCCAAAACUCGCGGUGAUGGUAUGGAUUCACGGAGGUGCGUUCGCAGUGGGGUCGGGCAACGCGUUCCUGUACGGACCCGACCACCUGGUGGGAGCAGGCGUGGUGCUGGUCACACUCAACUACCGGCUUGGAGCUCUCGGUUUCUUGAGCUUGGACAAUGAAGAGGUGUCAGGAAAUAUGGGACUCAAGGAUCAAGUGAUGGCGCUGAAGUGGGUGCGAGACAACAUCGAGGCGUUCGGUGGAGACCCGGAACGAGUGACGAUCUUCGGAGAAUCAGCCGGCGCCGCCUCCGUGCAUUUACACAUGCUUUCCUCAUCGUCACAGGGUCUGUUCCACGCGGCCAUCGCAGAGAGUGGAGUGGCGCUGUCGCCGUGGGCGGUGGCGCAGGAGCCCCGCGUCCGCGCCUUCGAGUUGGGCCGCGAGCUGGGCAUCGACACCAACAGCACCGCCGAGCUGCUCGGCUAUCUUCGCGCCACACCAAGCGAGUCGCUAGUCAAGGCAGGAGUGAGGCUAGCGGGUGCUCCGGGCAAGUCCGCUGACCUUCACAGCACAGUGGCGCUGCCGUUCCUGCCCGUCGUGGAGCAGGACAUACCCGGAGCCUUCCUGACGAAGCCUCCGAGGGAACUGUUGCCCGGAGCUGACGUGCCAUUCCUUACUGGAUACAAUGCGCAAGAAGGCAUUAUACUCUUUCGACGUCUCCAACGGUACCCCAAGCUGCUGAGCGAGUUGGAGCACGAGUUCAAGCGCGUGGUGCCACCAGAGCUGAGCUCGGCGGACGAGGCGCGCGCGCGCAAGGUGGCGGACCACAUCCGAGCGUUCUACUUCCAGCAGCGCCCCGUCGAUAUACACAACAUUGACAGUCUCAUUGAUUUGUUCACGGACGUGAUGUUCCUGCGCCCCGCGCUGGAGACUCUCCGGCUGCAGGCGGCGACCAACAGAACGAGUCCCACCUACUUCUACCGGUUCGCGUUCGACGGAGCCCUAGGGCUCUUCAAGCGCAUGCUGGGCAUCACGCACCCGGGCGCGUGCCACGGCGACGAGAUGGGCUACCUGUUUUACUUCUCCAGACUAAACUACAGGCUAGACGACAACUCGCCGGAGUCGACGGUCUCAAAGAAGAUGGUGCAGUUGUGGACUAAUUUUGCCAAGACUGGUAACCCCACACCACCAGUCGACUACGAGUCAAUAAUCGACUUCGAAUGGCAGCCAGUCAAUGACACAGACACCGUGCACUACCUCGACAUCACUCAAAACUUCACCCUGAAAGCGAAUCCCGAAUCCACAAGAAUUCGCUUUUGGGAUUGGCUCUACGAAAACUAUGCCAGUUAGAAUAUUUCUAACUGGCAUAGUUUUCAAUAAGUGUUGAAUGGACAAUGGGACUUUUGGAAGAGUGUAUUUAAAUAUAGUUUUAAGUGAAGUGUGAAAAGAAACUCUAGUAUCUAUCGUGUAAGUCUGUACUAUAUUAUAACUAGGUAAGUAAGUAUGUUGUUGUAAUAAAUGUGCGUUUAUCUUGUG